Messenger RNA from Spea bombifrons (plains spadefoot toad), 5050 nucleotides. RefSeq names its product phosphorylase kinase regulatory subunit alpha 2 (gene PHKA2). The record is from RefSeq and is a predicted model, not a curated record. Gene Ontology annotation, molecular function: calmodulin binding. Lineage: Eukaryota; Metazoa; Chordata; Amphibia; Anura; Pelobatidae. Gene Ontology annotation, cellular component: phosphorylase kinase complex. The transcript is spliced from 34 exons. Gene Ontology annotation, biological process: glycogen metabolic process. Bases 475 to 4194 code for a protein of 1239 amino acids.
CACAGAUCUGCAGCGGCCAUAAUGAGAGCAGACUGAGGAAGAACCUUCUUUAAGAGCGAUUUACGAAGAUCGCCCUUGUUUUCUUCCUUGUUCAUGUCCUUGCCGAGGGGCAAGACUAAGGCCAGUGUGUUUUAACAUUGGAAUAAAGCGCUGUCGCCCGGUGGAGCCUUGAAACCGGUAUGUUUUGCGUUAACGGGAUCAACACAACAGUCUGGAGAUGACAAUUAUCUGAAGCCUGGAUAAUACAUGAUUUAUCUUCAUACUAGCAGGGUGGGAUGCAGGGAAACCUCAAAUAAUCCAACCCCUUUUGACAGCUCUGUUUAUUUUGGAACAAGGACAUCAGCUGUCUCCAAGUGUCAUUGACCCCUGAAUGAAUGAGAGCAGCACUCUGAAAGCAAAGGAAAUUUGCCCAGCCUGUGCUGCUGACCCACAAGGAAGCUGGCUGGCAGAGGAGCGUGAAGUGCAGAACCAACAAUGAGAAGCAGGAGUAAUUCUGGAGUGAGACUAGAUGGCUAUGCAAGGCUUAUACAGCAAACUAUACUGUGUCACCAGAAUCCAGUCACUGGCCUGCUCCCUGCCAGUAACGACCAGAAGGACGCCUGGGUUAGAGACAAUGUCUACAGCAUCCUGGCUGUCUGGGGUCUGGGAAUGGCAUACCGAAAAAAUGCUGAUCGUGAUGAAGACAAAGCCAAAGCCUAUGAACUAGAACAGAGUGUUGUAAAGUUGAUGCGAGGGAUUUUGCAUUGCAUGCUGAGACAGGUAGAUAAAGUUGAAAAGUUCAAACACACACAGAGUACAAAAGAUUGUCUACAUGCCAAGUACAACACAGCAACGUGCAGUACUAUAGUUGGUGAUGACCAGUGGGGUCAUCUUCAGGUGGAUGCUACCUCCCUCUUCCUGCUGUGCCUCGCUCAGAUGACUGCCGCAGGACUCCGCAUUGUGUUUACACUGGAUGAAGUGGCCUUUAUACAGAAUCUUGUAUUUUAUAUUGAAGCUGCUUAUAAAGUUGCUGACUAUGGAAUGUGGGAAAGAGGAGAUAAAACAAAUCAAGGGAUUCCUGAACUGAAUGCCAGCUCUGUGGGAAUGGCAAAAGCUGCUCUGGAAGCUAUUGAUGAACUUGACCUAUUUGGAGCUCAUGGUGGACCCAAGUCAGUGAUUCAUGUUUUACCUGAUGACGUGGAACAUUGUCAAUCCAUCCUAUACUCAAUGUUACCACGAGCUUCGACAUCCAAAGAGAUUGAUGCUGGUCUUCUUUCGAUCAUUUCAUACCCGGCGUUUGCAGUAGAAGACAUUAACCUUGUUAAUGGGACCAAAAAUGAAAUCAUAACAAAGCUUCAGGGGAGAUACGGCUGCUGUCGAUUUUUACGAGAUGGUUAUAAAACACCAAGAGAGGAUCCAACCAGAUUACACUAUGACUCGACAGAACUUAAAUUGUUUGAGAAUAUAGAAUGUGAGUGGCCAGUGUUCUGGACGUACUUAGUGAUUGAUGGUGUUUUUAUUGGAGAUCAAGUUCAGGUGCAAGAAUACAGGGAGGCUUUGGAGGGAAUAAUUAUUAGAGGAAAGAAAGGAAUACACCUUGUUCCAGAAUUGUAUGCCGUUCCAGCUAACAAGAUAGAUGAGGAAUACCACAAUCCCCAUUCUGUUGACCGGAUUCCUGUUGGGAAGAUUCCACAUAUGUGGGGACAGUCGCUAUACAUACUGGGAUCUCUUUUAGCAGAGGGAUUUCUAGCACCUGGAGAGAUUGAUCCUUUGAACAGAAGAUUUUCUACAUCCUUUAAGCCUGAUGUGGUAGUACAAGUUUGUGUUGUAGCAGAAUCUAAAGAAAUCCAGAAAAUGUUGAAAUCACAUGAUAUUUCUGUUCAGAGCUUCAGAGAUAUCCGUCCAAUACGAGUGCAGCCUGCUAGGAUUUUGAGCCAUCUGUAUGCUAAGCUAGGAUUUAAUAAAGCUAUGAAGCUAAGUGGACGUCCAUACCGCCAUAUUGGUGUUCUUGGGACAUCUAAACUGUACACGAUCAGAAAUCAAAUCUUUACCUUUACCCCCCAGUUUACAGACCAGCACCACUUCUACCUAGCUCUGGACAGCAGGAUGAUUGUUGAAAUGCUCAGGACUGAACUGGCUUAUUUAACGUCUUGCUGGAGGAUGACCGGGAGACCAACGCUUACGUUCCCUAUUACUCACGCAAUGCUCAACGAAGAUGGUUCUGACAUAGACCCGGCUAUUGUUUCUACAAUCAGAAAACUAGAAGAUGGAUAUUUUGGAGGGGCAAGGGUGAAAGUGGGAACGUUGUCAGACUUCCUUACUACAUCAUUCUAUACCCACCUAAGUUUCCUGGACUCUGAUUGUGAUGAAAAACUUUUUGACGAUGUGAAUGAGGGAAGCUACAGUCCUGACAAUGAAUACGAGUAUGAAUUAGGAAUAUUUCCAGAGGAUCAUUGUGAAAAUGAAGAAAGUCAUGAUGAGCUGGAUCAGUAUAUAAAUCACUUGCAGCAAAGUAUGGCAUCGACUUCAUAUUUACCAGAAACCUGUGAUACGUCCACAACAUACCAUGCCGUUAGCGCACUUCAUUCCACGCGCGACAUUCUUUCUAUGAUGGCCAAAUCGAAAGGCUUGGAAGUACCAAAUUCUUCUUUAUUUCUACCUGCUAAAAAUUUAAGUGCCCAUCGGAAGUCUUUAAAUUUGCUGGAAGUUCCAAAGCUUCACCAAAGUCAGAAUCACGAGAUGGAAUUAAACCUACCCAAAGAUGCUCAUGGUAAUCUUGAUUGCCACAAACUUGUUGAGAAGCUUAAGGAAUGUCCCACGCUUCAGGACCAGGCAGAUAUACUGUAUAUUUUGUGUGUCAUACGAGGACUAGACUGGGACACUAAUCUGAAUGGACAGUCUGGGGUAACAGUCCGUAUUCUGCUGAGUGAACUCUACAACAAGGCCGGCGACAAUAGAGAGUGGGGAUUAAUCCGUUACAUCUCUGGUUUACUGAAGAAGCGUGUUGAAGUGCUUGCUGAGGCCUGCACGGACAUCUUGUCACAUCAGAAGCAGCUGACUGUCGGUCUGCCCCCAGAACCUCGAGAAAAAACCAUUACUGAUCCUUUGCCUCCUGAAGAGCUAGCUGCUUUGAUUUAUGAAGCAAGUGGACAAGACAUUAGCAUUGCUGUACUUACACAGGAGAUAAUGCUGUAUCUAGCUAUGUAUGUCAGGUCCCAACCAAGUCUUUUUGGAGAAAUGCUCAGGCUUCGCAUUGGACUUAUCAUGCAGGUGAUGGCCACCGAACUGGCUCGAAGCUUGAACUGCUCAGGUGAAGAAGCAUCUGAAAGUUUAAUGAGCCUUAGUCCAUUUGACAUGAAGAAUCUUCUUCACCAUAUUCUGAGCGGGAAAGAGUUUGGUGUGGAACGAAGCAUGCGUCCUAUUGAAUCCUGUGCCACAAGUCCAGCAAUAUCAAUACAUGAGAUGGGACACACAGGGGUCACAAAGACAGAAAGAACUGGUAUUAACAGGCUGCGGAGUGAAAUGAAGCAGAUGGAUAGGCGAUUUAGCGCUGAUGAUCAGUUCAUGUAUGGCCAUUCUGUAAGCAGCAGCAUCUAUUCAUCCAGGUCCACGAGGUGCAGCAGUCCUUCUUCUCCAACUGGGCCAUUGUCUCCAACGGGUUCCACUGUUCCCCAACUGAUGUGGGAUGAUCACCAGGGUCAGUGGCUAAGAAGAAGGCGGCUUGAUGGGGCUAUCAACCGUGUACCGGUGGGCUUCUACCAGAAGGUGUGGAAUGUUCUUCAAAAGUGCCAUGGUUUAUCAAUUGAUGGAUAUGUUCUUCCUUCCUCCACCACAAGAGAGAUGACUGCUUGCGAAAUAAAGUUUGCAGUCCAUGUGGAGUCGGUUCUUAAUCACGUCCCUCAGCCUGAGUACAGACAGCUGCUAGUGGAAGCUAUCCACGUACUCACACUCGUCUCAGACAUGGAAGUGAAUAGUAUUGGUGGAAUCAUCCAUGUAGACCGGAUCGUGCACUUGGCCAGUGAUUUAUUUCUUCAGGACCAGAAAGCUUUAGGAGCUGCUGAAUUUUACUUGGAGCACGACCAAGCAACUGGAAUCUGCAACUUUUUCUAUGACAGUGCACCUAGCGGGGCUUACGGCACCAUGACCUAUCUGACCAAAGCCGUGGCCACCCAUCUCCACGACUUUCUGCCAAGCACAAGUUGUUUCAUGCAGUAAUAAGCAAUUCAUUCAGUUUAACUCUCUUUAUAUUUCAGUUUAGCAAUAAUCAAUUUGUCUUGUGAGAUAUGUGUGAAAACAUGUUUUGUUGCAUUUUACUUAUGUUAUAUUUAUUGAAUUAUUUUAUUAUUUACCAAAUGACUUUAGAAUGUGCAAAAAUAAUUUUAUUGCAGGGAACAUAAAAAUGAAUAAUGUAAUUUUACUAAAGCUGCGUUUAUUCUUUAGCCACAGCAAAGGUGAAUUUUUUUAAUAUUCAACAAAGAAAAUAAUUCUAAUCCAUACUGUUGUUUUAGAGAAAUAUACUUGUUAGUUUUUGGGUUUAUAUUUGUUGCCUAUGGGUUAUAUAUGUGUGUGUAAAAUCAUGUAUAAAAUAAGGCAAAUGACAAUAAGUUAAAUUUUUUUUAAUUUCAGAAAGGUAAAUAAUAAUAAUAAUUACUCAACUUCCUGCCUUUCAAAGAAUUAAAUAACACCUGCUAAGUCAACAAAUUAGAAUAAUAUAGGAUUUUUUCCACUUUAUACAUUUAUUUCAUUUCCUUUUUCUUUAUUUUGUUCACCUUGACCAAUGACCCCUGAAGAUAAGAAAACAUAAACUUAAGACACAACUUCUUGACUUUAACAACGCAAUAUAUACAGAAACAUAAUACGUGUAUUUCUAAGAACAUUUGUGGUAUGCAAAUCAUAGGUUUAUGCUCAUCGUAAACACCUAUAAUGAUAUGUUUUACUUGGCAGAAAUAGUGUUGCUGGGAAUCUUGCAUAAGGUAAUGACCUGUUUUUACUGCAGAGAAAUAUUGUCAUGUGAUAGGUAACUUAAGUGAGACUAGCAGAAGCUGAUACUAUAUGUAGCUUCUUUUAUAAA